AUGGACUUGAAAGAUCAGAUCGCUGUUGCCCGUAACCUGGACCUGCCGCAGGCUCUUCCUCCCUGCUGCGUGUGUGCGAAUCCUCCAGCCCUCCGGGGCUGGCGGUGCCCCCGUCCCGGGGACCCGGCCUCCCCCGCUCUGGCACCUGGAAUCUCCCGGCCGGCCGCGCCACCACUUCGCGGGCCUAGACGACCCCUCCCGCCGCCGCGUCCCCGGGCGGCCGCCCCGCGCGCCGCGUCACUCGGCGCCCUCGAAUAUUUAAAAGAUGCUUCAAAGAAGAUGAAAAGUGGGCUUAUGUUUGUAAAAUUGGUUAACCCAUGUUCAGGGGAAGGAACCAUUUACUUGUUCAAUAUGUGUCUACAGCGGCUGUUUGAAAUAAAAGUUUUCAAGGAAAAACACCAUUCUUGGUUUAUAAAUCAAUCAGUCCAAUCAGGAGGACUUCUUCACUUUGCCACACCCAUGGACCCUCUAUUUCUGCUUCUCCACUACCUCAGAAAGGCUGAUAAAGAAGGAAAGUUCCAGCCCCUUGAUCAAGUUGUGGUGGAUGACAUGUUUCCAAAUUGCAUCUUGUUGCUGAAACUUCCUGAUCUUGAGAAGUUACUUCGACAUGUGACAGAGGAGAAAGAAAUAGACAAAAAGAAAUAUUACAAGUACAGCAAGGAGAAGACAAUAAAGUGGCUGGAGAAAAAGGUUCAUCAGACUGUAUCAGCCUUAAAAACCAAUAACAUAAAUGUCAGUGCCCGGGUACAGGCAGCUACAUUUUUCUCUGGUGACCCAGUUUCCAGUGACAAGGAAGAGGAUUAUAUUCGUUAUGCCCAUGGUCUGAUAUCUGAUUACAUCCCUAAAGAAUUAAGUGAUGACUUAUCGAAAUACUUAAAGCUUCCAGAACCUUCAGUGUCAUUGCCAAACCCUCCAUCAAAGAAAGUAAAGUUGUCUGAUGAGCCUGUAGAAGCAAAAGAAGAUUACACUAAGUUUAACAGGAAAGAUUUGACGACUGAAAAGAAAAAUAGCAAAAUGACUGCGGCUCAGAAGGCUUUGGCUAAAGUUGACAAGAGUGGAAUGAAAAGUAUUGAUUCCUUUUUUGGUACAAAAAAUAAAAAAGUUGGAAAGAUCUGAAACAUUGAAAAUGAAAUCUAGCAAAAAUAUUUUCCUGUUACAUGUUCCAUUUUUGUCCUUCCUCACACCACUGUGCCUCCUGACGCUUAAUUACCACCUUUUGAAAAAAAAAAAUUAGGGCAAUUUUCAGAGUCAAACAUUUCUUGGUAUUUGAUUUUUGUGUUUCUGAACAAAAUAUGGGAAAGUCAUUGUGUGACUCCAUGGCCUGUGGCCUUCAGACUCUUGUUUGACAUCAUGAAAAGUAAUCAAGUGAAUAGAGUUAACCUCUAGCUAGCAUCGCAGUUUCCUCAAUAAACUGGCAUGUGACAAUA
This is a messenger RNA of Ailuropoda melanoleuca (giant panda), 1427 nucleotides long. It is a transcript of the gene RNASEH2B, whose product is annotated as ribonuclease H2 subunit B. Gene Ontology annotation, biological process: RNA catabolic process. The transcript has 12 exons. Lineage: Eukaryota; Metazoa; Chordata; Mammalia; Carnivora; Ursidae. Bases 1 to 1116 code for a protein of 371 amino acids. The record is from RefSeq and is a predicted model, not a curated record. Gene Ontology annotation, cellular component: nucleoplasm; ribonuclease H2 complex.